GAGAGAGAGAGAGAGACCGAGAGACCGCGCCGGAGAGAAAGGGCUCGUGCCUCGGGGUGUCUCGCGCGGGGCUGGCCUUGGAAGAGGAGGAGGAGGAGGAAGGUGGGCGGGGAAGGCAUCGGCCCCAACGUGGCGGCGGCGCUGCUGCUGCUGCUGCUUUGGAGAGGGAACCCCGCGGAGGCAGAGGCAGAGGCAUUAGCAGGAGGAGGAGGAGGAGAGCGGCGGCGAGGGCGAGGGCGGCUGGCCCCGGGAUUAAGGGCCCCCUCCUCCACCGGCCCCGCCAUGGGCAACGCGGGCAGCAUGGACGCGCAGCCGGCGGACUUCAGGGCUCCGCCGGGCCCGCCGCUCAAGCUGCCCUUGCCGGAGCCCGCCGAGCUGGAGGAGCGCUUCAACGUCGUCCUGAAUGCAAUGAAUUUGCCUCCUGACAAAGCAAGGCUACUCCGGCAGUAUGACAAUGAGAAAAAAUGGGAAUUGAUCUGUGAUCAGGAAAGAUUUCAAGUCAAGAAUCCUCCUCAUACAUAUAUUCAGAAGUUAAAAGGAUAUCUUGAUCCAGCUGUAACAAGGAAGAAAUUUAGGAGAAGAGUUCAAGAAUCUACACAGGUUUUACGAGAACUGGAAAUAUCUUUAAGAACCAAUCAUAUUGGAUGGGUCAGAGAGUUUUUGAAUGAAGAAAACAAAGGCCUAGAUGUUUUGGUGGAUUAUUUAUCAUUUGCACAGUAUGCAGUCACCUUUGACUUUGAAAGCUUGGAAAACAACAUGGAAAACUCAAUGGACAAAUCUAAACCUUGGAGCCGUUCCAUAGAAGAUCUUCAUCGAGGAAGUAAUUUGUCCUCUCCUGUUGGCAGUAGCAUUUCCCGCUCUAGCAGGCAUUCUACACUGAGAAUGGUUUGUCUGCCUGAAAAACUUCAGUUCAAACGCCGCCAGAGCUGCUUUUCACCCAACUGCCUCUGGAGCGGCUUCAGUUUACCCUCUGCCGAGGAGGCUUCAAGCCGGAAAAACUCGUAUAACACUUUACCAAGCAGAAGAACACUUAAAAAUUCAAGAUUAGUGAGUAAAAAGGAUGACGUUCAUGUCUGCAUUAUGUGUUUGCGUGCCAUCAUGAAUUACCAGUAUGGAUUCAAUAUGGUCAUGUCGCACCUCAAUGCUGUUAAUGAAAUUGCACUAAGCCUGAACAACAAGAACCCCAGAACAAAGGCUCUGGUCUUGGAACUGUUGGCAGCAGUUUGUCUCGUGAGAGGAGGACAUGAAAUCAUUUUGUCUGCCUUUGAUCAUUUUAAAGAGGUUUGUGGAGAAAAACAGCGCUUUGAGAAGCUAAUGGAACAUUUUCGAAAUGAAGAUAACAAUAUAGAUUUCAUGGUGGCAUGCAUGCAGUUCAUUAACAUCGUUGUUCACUCAGUUGAAGACAUGAAUUUCAGAGUCCACCUCCAAUAUGAGUUUACAAAACUAGGACUGGAUGAAUAUUUGGAUAAGCUGAAACACACAGAAAGCGAUAAGCUCCAAGUGCAGAUUCAAGCUUAUUUGGACAAUGUGUUUGAUGUUGGAGCUUUACUUGAAGAUGCUGAAACCAAGAAUGCUGCCUUGGAGAGAGUGGAAGAACUGGAAGAAAAUAUCUCUCAUUUAUCGGAAAAGCUUCAAGACACAGAAAAUGAAGCUAUGGCAAAAAUUGUGGAACUGGAAAAGCAACUCAUGCAAAGAAACAAAGAACUGGAUGUUGUUCGGGAAAUUUACAAAGACGCAAAUACACAGGUUCACACGCUGAGAAAAAUGGUGAAAGAAAAAGAGGAAGCCAUUCAACGACAAUCCACACUGGAGAAAAAAAUUCAUGAACUGGAGAAGCAAGGUUCUAUUAAAAUUCAGAAGAAAGGCGAUGGUGAUAUCAACAUUCUUCCUGUUGGGGUGGCUUCUGGGACAUUACCAUCUGGAUCAGACGCAGUGGCUAGCACUGUUGGGGGUUCAGUUUCUGGCACAACGUCUUCAGUUGCAUUGCCGCCACCUCCGCCCCCUUUGCCGCUGUCUGCAGAAGAAUCAGAAGCAGUGCAAAAUGGCCCUGUCACAGCACCGAUGCCUCCGCCUCCACCCCCACCACCUCCCCCUCCGCCCCCACCAGCCCCCCCUCUUCCUGGUCCAGCUGCAGAACCAGUGCCAGCGCCCCCACUCCCGCCCCCACCCCCACCGUCGGCACCCCCUCUUCCAGGAACAGCCUCCCCCACAGUCGUUUUCAACUCAGGAUUAGCAGAUGGGCCAAUCAAGCUUUUCUCUGUGAAAAUCAAGAAACCAAUAAAGACAAAGUUCCGCAUGCCAGUAUUUAACUGGGUAGCUCUGAAACCCAAUCAGAUCAAUGGAACAGUCUUCAAUGAAAUAGAUGAUGAAAGGAUUUUGGAGGAUUUAAACGUGGAUGAAUUUGAAGAAAUAUUCAAGACAAAAGCCCAAGGUCCAGCCAUUGAUCUUUCUUCAAGCAAGCAAAUAACUCAAAAAGGAUCAAACAAAGUAACGCUAUUGGAAGCAAACAGAGCAAAAAAUCUUGCCAUCACUUUAAGAAAAGCUGGGAAGACAUCUGAUGAAAUAUGCAAGGCAAUUCAGGCAUUUGAUCUGAAGACCCUUCCAGUAGAUUUUGUUGAAUGCCUAAUGAGGUUCUUGCCCACGGAAAAUGAAGUGAAAAUGUUGCGGCUUUAUGAGCGGGAGAGAAAACCACUUGAGAACCUUUCAGACGAGGAUCGGUUCAUGAUGCAGUUCAGCAAGAUCGAGAGGUUGAUGCAAAAGAUGACCAUCAUGGCCUUCAUUGGCAACUUUGCAGAAAGCAUCCAGAUGUUGACUCCACAACUUCAUGCAAUAAUUGCAGCAUCUGUCUCAAUAAAGUCAUCUCAGAAGCUCAAGAAAAUACUAGAGAUAAUCUUGGCUCUGGGUAACUAUAUGAAUAGCAGUAAACGAGGAGCUGUUUAUGGAUUUAAACUACAAAGCUUAGAUUUGUUACUAGAUACAAAAUCAACAGACAGAAAACAAACGCUAUUGCACUAUAUAUCAAAUGUUGUGAGAGACAAAUACCAACAAGUAUCACUUUUUUACAACGAACUUCACUAUGUGGAGAAAGCUGCUGCAGUAUCAUUAGAAAAUGUUCUGUUGGAUGUAAAAGAACUCCAAAGAGGUCUGGACCUAACAAAACGUGAAUACACCAUGCAUGAUCACAAUACCAUGCUGAAGGAAUUCAUUCAGAACAAUGAAGGGAAGCUAAAGAAGUUACAAGAUGAUGCAAAAAUAGCCCAGGAUGCCUUUGAUGAUGCUGUGAAAUAUUUUGGAGAGAAUCCCAAGACAACACCUCCAUCUGUCUUCUUCCCAGUCUUUGUCCGAUUUGUGAAAGCUUACAAGCAAGCUGAAGAGGAGAAUGACCUGAGGAAAAAGCAAGAGCAAGCGUUGAUGGAAAAACUUCUUGAACAGGAAGCCUUGAUGGAACAACAAGACCAAAAGUCUCCAUCUCAUAAAACGAAAAGACAGCAGCAAGAGCUAAUUGCAGAGCUCAGGCGGCGGCAAGUCAAAGACAACAGGCAUGUGUAUGAAGGGAAGGACGGUGCUAUUGAAGACAUCAUCACAGCCCUAAAGAAGAAUAAUAUCACUAAAUUUCCAAAUGUUCACUCGAGGAUCUUAGAAACCAGCCCUACAGACGAGCCGAUGCGGUGAGGAGAAGCGUGAGGAGGCGCUUCGACGACCAGGCCUUGCGCGCUCUCAAUGGUGCUGAAAUCACCAUGUGAGCCGGACUGAGGAAACCUGCAUUUGUAAAAGUAGGAAGUGUACUUGAUCACUUCCUUCCCACGCAAACUCUAUUUGUGCUACCAUUUUCAAUUAUGGCCUUGAUCACAGUCCAUUAACUUAUCUUCCGAAGGGCUCCGUAAUGACAGAAAGUGCAUAGGAAAGACGGGGAAAACAUGGGCUCCCCACAUAACUGUAGCUACCAAGUGCCUAAAUUUCAAGUACCUGCUCAAAUUUAAUCAAAGCAAUAGGACUUUUAUUUGAUUGGGUAUCUUUUUACACCAAUAAAUUGGUUCAGUGUUUUUAACCAAAAUGUAAGAUACAUAUUGUAUUUUUUGUCGUUGCAUACAAUUUAGUAAGUAGCCUUCAGUAGGCUUUCUCGAUACCAUGACCAGUUGUAAAUAGGCAAUACUUUGAUGUGAGCUGCUGUGGACUUUUCUUUUCUUGUUAUUAUUAUUAUUAUUAUUUCAGUACAUUCCUGAAUGGUUUGAGAAGUUAACUCUGAACUUGAGCUGCACUUAUUUUACUCUUCUAUAUGCAUAUGUAGGUAUAUGCAUACACAGGACAAAAUAAGCUGUUCAAAUACAUUGCGCCCUGUAAGAAAAUGUUGUUGUCUUAGUGUGGGGAAAACAUCCAUGAAACAAACUUUGACACAGAUUUGGGUACAGUUUAGAAAAGAUAAAGAUUACUGGGAUAAAAGAAAGGAUUGUUUUAGUGGGACCUCUAUUGUAAAUAGGAUGUGGUAAUGCAAGGCUUAUAUUAAAUACACAUUUACCUACUUUCGGAUUCUACCUGGUACAGACUAGGAGGCAGCAAAGGUAUUGGUGAAAAUUUUGAACAUAUUGUGGACACAGAAUGAUGUAUGAAACUCCGAUUAUUGUGUUCUUCAUGUAGAGGCAGCUUUUGGGUAACCUUUAUUAUUUAUUAAUUAGCACUAAGAUAUUAACUUCUCAAUAAUCAGUAUUAGAAUUCCUGAGGACCGCAAACUGUUCAGUUGUCAGAACAGUGAAAACCUGGUUGGUGCCCAACUUUAAAAAAUGGGAUGUUUUCCAUGCACAACCUUCUGUCUUCAGGCUGCACAGACCAGAGAUUCGGAAGCCAGCUGUUUGCACCUCGCGACAACCCAGGUUGGAUCAGGAUUUAAUUGGACUGCAGCUGACUAUGGAAUUGAUCACCGCGUUCCAAGCCUAAAUUGGAAACCCUUUUAUCCCAGUCCACUCAAUAAUAUGAACCAAGACUAAGUACAAUGUGGAGUCAGACUUUUAAAUAUAUCUGCACUGUGUUUAUUUCGGUCAACAUUUGGAUUUCAAAGGGAAUGCACAAGCCAUUGAACAUAAUGCAGUGCAGAAGGAUGUACUCGUUUGAAAAAAAUGAUUUUCGCUAAUGGAGACUCUUCCAAAUCUAAGUGCUUAUAUUUUCAGCUUAAAGCCAAUUCAAGCAUCUCAGUCAGGUUUUAAUCUCGUAUACAUUCAUAUAUUUCUAUAAGGCAGGGCACCAAUUUGUUUUGAAGUCCGAAACUGGAAGUUAAGGGAUACCUUGCUUACUACUUACCUUUGCUGAUAGCACUGCAACACUAUGUUAAUUGUAAAAUGUCUUGUAUAGUAUUUAACCACUUACUUCUUUUUUAUGUUGUGCUUAUGUGAACCACUGGUAAAGGUCCCAUAUUCCUUUGAUAAUGUGUAGCUAUAUGAUAAUGUUUUUAAAUGUACAGAUAUUUUGCUACAAAAUUGGUGCUUUUUUAUGGUUUUUACACUUCUCUUUAAUUCCUACUCUAGCCUCGGGGUAAUAUUGUAAAUAUUGUUUAAAAUGCAUCAGCCUGAGCUAUACAAUCUGAAUGUUAUUUUAACUUAUAGUUUUGUUUUUAUAUUUAACUAAAUGGACAGUUUGGGGGCUCAGAAGUUAUUACAUUGAGGCCUGCUUACCUAUUUACAGAAAGUUUAUUUUACACAAUGACCAAUAGCACUCGCAGUUUACAGCAGCGUGCGCCUGACCUGCCAGGGAGAACAUGCCACCAUUACAACUUUUUUUCUUUACUGAAAAACAGAUAUUUUGACUUGGUUAUCCCUAUUUAUGAACCCUCAAUUUGGUAAGAUAAUUUAACAGCAGUAAAAAAGCUGGCAAAACUCAAAACGUACAAAAAUGGUUUCAAAUGAACAAGUAGGCUGUAAUAUUGGCAUGUUCUCUUUGAUAUUUUAUCUAGUAAUAGACCUGCUUCUUAGCAAUAUUAUAGCUGUUUUAUAAAAGCAGUUCAUGUUACUUUUCUGAUCUGUUCAUGGCAUAUGAUUGAAUAAACUAUUUACACUACUACAAA
Messenger RNA from Anolis sagrei ordinatus, 6052 nucleotides. RefSeq names its product formin like 2 (gene FMNL2). Gene Ontology annotation, biological process: cell migration; cortical actin cytoskeleton organization; regulation of cell shape. Gene Ontology annotation, molecular function: actin filament binding; small GTPase binding. The record is from RefSeq and is a predicted model, not a curated record. NCBI's taxonomy places the organism in Eukaryota, Metazoa, Chordata, Lepidosauria, Squamata, Anolidae. Gene Ontology annotation, cellular component: cytosol.